AUGCCCAAGAAACACCAUAAACCAACGAGCCCCAAGCCGAGUUCUACCGUCCAUCCAUCCCUGACCUCGUUUACGGGUUCAAAGAAUCAGAGUAGUAGUGGAUCGGCGACUAGAGAUGGGCGGUCGGUAAAUGACCUCAUCCAUCACCUCCGUCGUACACAAGUGUCGAGACGUGAUGAGGUCAAUGCGAGUCUGUCGCGGGUGGCGCCCAGAUCAGUUCAUCCCUCGAUAAGGAAUCUACUAGGCCUGCCCGAAACCCCUCCCCCGCGUCCGCGUCCUAGCACCCGUGUUGUCGGCGAGCGGGGGGUUCGGAGAACGCCUGGCCCCGCUGCACCUUUGAGUUGGCUAGCACCAAAUGAUAAUGGACCGGAUUCUGAGAGAAGACGCAGAUUUACUCGCGAUGAUGCGCAGGAGAGAAAUGUUCGGCUAGAGCGUUUACCGGGCAUACAAUUCCCAGCUAAGGGUAGCUUGCAGCAUAUGGUUUUGAAGUCCAUGGCAGUCAACUGGGACUCGCAUCUUCUGUACGAUGGCGUCUUUUUAUCUGAACUUCCCAGCCCAACGAAGCAGCUGCUUCUGAGUUAUAUCUCUACAUUUACAGACCAUGCCUCGAUGGAGGUGGGGAUGCAAGGGUUAAAACCCUUGUUCCUGGACAGUUCAGACGAUGGUAUCACCGAAACUUACUCAGAUAUUACUCGUCUGGAUCUAGCCUCCUGCCUGGGCCGCUGGAUGACUUUCAAACACCUGGCGCGAGAAAUCAAGGGGGUGGAUAGGGCCGAAUCACACUCCCACGGGAAAAAAAUUGAGGGCUCGACCCUCCCGUCCUGGGAAGAAGAAACGGACAGAGAAUUCUCUUCGGCCGCUAUUCCUCUAGCUCCAACCCAACCACUCCAACAGCGGUUUUCCAACCUCAAAUUCCUAUCCCUCGCCAACCCCAUCCCCCGCGAAGCCAGCUGGCACUCCCUUUUAAACCUCCUCCCACACCUUUCUACGAUAACCCAUUUGUCUCUCGCCCACUGGCCAACCCCAACCGUAACCCCAAACUCCCUCACAGCGAGCAUGAAGCAUCCGAAACUCAGCUCCCUCUCCCUGCCCUACGGCGGGACAGAUAUAUACUCCGCAUUCGAAAACAACUGGGUCGAGGCCGCUGGAAUCUUACGCAGACUUUCCAAAACAACUUAUUGUCUCAAAUGGCUGGACCUAGAAGGCUGCAGUGACUGGCUCCCAGCUCUGAGCUGGAAUGGGAUCGAUUUGGAAGGAAAUUUCCAUGCCGCGGCCGGGCCGGAGUGGAAUGGAGCUUGGAGGAACCUUGAAUGGUUGGGUCUUGGGCCUGGGUGGUUUCCCGAUGUGUCUGAUGUCGAAGACUCGUAUCUCAUCCACGAAAGGGAUAAAACCCUGCUGAGGGAGAUUGAGAGUGGGCGUUAUGACUCAUCAUCGCUUGGAGCUGCUGGAAUUGAGGACAAGAAGGCGCUGAUCCGGGAGAGAGAUGGAUACCGGAACCUCAUUGAGCGGGCGGUUGAGGUGAAGAAGCAGGUGCAGACGAUUAGGAGGGACGGUGGUGGGAGGUGGUUGGAGGUUUCUCUCGGCUUGGAGAGCGAAGACGAGCUUAGGAUAAGGGUGUGUGGGGAUGUGGUGAAGUGA
Messenger RNA from Blastomyces gilchristii SLH14081, 1638 nucleotides. RefSeq lists its product as uncharacterized. The transcript has a single exon. The record is from RefSeq and is a predicted model, not a curated record. Bases 1 to 1638 code for a protein of 545 amino acids. NCBI's taxonomy places the organism in Eukaryota, Fungi, Ascomycota, Eurotiomycetes, Onygenales, Ajellomycetaceae.